UGAACGUCUUAAUGUUGUUUGCAAUCUGCCAUUAAGAUAAUAAGGGCCAUGUUCGCUUACACAGCAACAGAAAAUGGCAGCAAGAGACCACCAGGACGACAAACUGCCAAUUCCAUCCUUGUCAACUACAGCAUACACUACAAAAACUGUUAAGAAGCGACGGAAGACUUUGGAGAGUCAGGCUGAGCUAAAAAAAGACAGAGAUAAAGCAAGGAAUAAAACGAGAGUCAACAUCGGGGCAGCAUUCCCGCGGUGGAGAGAACUGAAGGAAUUGAAAGGAAUGAAGUUUGACUCCGAAUUAGCAUUUUUUCUUCUGGACAGGUACUCUGCCUCCCGUCAGAGUAAGAGGGUUCUUUCUCCACAACAUGAUCACGACACAGAGGGGAAACUCUGCAAUGAGACUAGUCUGCUAACAGAGGGAGUCCUGGACAGUGAGAAGGACAUGUAUCCACCUGCAGAGCUGGAAAUCCCUGUUGGAUUAGACUCCUCAGAGGAGUCACAAGGCAGCAGAGAGGAUUGUGAUGAAGAGGAGGAAGAAGAGGAAACUGCAGUGGAGAACAGAAAUGAGAUAGAGAAGGAAGAGGAGACAGGAACUGAGAACGAUGAGUCUGACGAGGAGGAGGAGGAUUGUGACAUGGAUGAAAAUGAUGAUGAGUGGGAAAUGGAUGAGGAGGGAGACACUGAGUCAGAGUCUGAAGUCAAUGUAGUCAAAAAGGUUAGGAAGAGAGUGAGAGAUGAUGACAACCCUGACCAACCCUUAAGGAAAAGGUACAACAGACAGAGAAGGCCAGAGACGCUCUGUACAAACUGUGGGAUUCUCUACACAACUAUGAAGCACACAUGCCUUCCCAACAAGAAGUUCCGCUGCUCUAGUUGUGGGUGUGUAUUUGAAAAUGAAAUGAAUCUCGGCAUCCACAGAAAAAACUGUAGCCGUUCCAUUCAUCCAUGCACCUUCUGCUUUAAGCCUUUCAAAACACGACAGGAAAAACAUAACCACGAGACCAGCCACUCAGAAGUACAGCCCUAUCAGUGUACAGAAUGCCCACAGACAUUUUCUGACCGGCUGACAAGAAAUCGUCAUCUUAGAGAGCACCAGAAGAGGGUUAGGUGUGAAACCUGCCACAAGGAGUUCCGUGCACACUAUAUGCUGGCGAGACAUGAGCUGUCUCACAGCAAGGACAAGCCCUUCAAGUGCCAGGUGUGUGAUCGUGUGUUCGCUCAGGCCUCCCAGCUGAAGUCUCACACGCGCGUCCACACCGGGGAACAGCCCUUCCAGUGUUGGCUCUGCCCAAAGACCUUCAACCAUAACGUCAGUCUGAAGAACCACAUCAGUCGCUACCACCAGGAGGAGAGUCGUGAUGAUCCCAGGGCUGCCCUGAAGGAACGGAGGGAGAGCAACAAGUACCACAGCCUGGACAAUCAACUAGAGGACAGGACUGAACAGGAGAAGGAUGGAGGACUGGACAUGAAGGUGAGCAGGUCUCUAAACCCCAAAGAACAGGGAGGCAGUGAUGGGGAGGGAGGGGAGACAGGUGAAGGACACAAACAGAAGAGGACACGGCAGAAACGUCUGCCCACUCGUCAUGAAGAGCUUGAAGAGGAUUCAGAGGAGAUGGAGAAUGACGACUCUGACUCUGAUUUUGAUCCAGAUGAGGAGUGUUCCUAGUAAAUGAACUAGGAAAGGAAGGGGUAGACGGAAACUAAGGUAGAUGCCCAGUCGAUGUGCAGACAGGUUUGUUGGACGCAAUAAUGCAUGUGAACAGUAUUCAUUCACAUAUGCCAUUACAAUGUGAUUAAUGUGAUGUUGUUUAACAAGCUAAACUUAUGUUUACUUAUGCUAGAUAAUCAUCAGCUAAGGUAAAUCCCCCUGUCAACAUGCAGACUGCUCUGUUUGCCUGUAGAAAACACUAACAGCUAUGUGAUUAACAUUUUUAACCGUAUUUGUACAAUAGACAUGACUGUUUAUCAUUCAUUACAUUGAGGUUCAAUUUGUGUUGCUUAUCACUGCAUUCCAGGAAAUAGUUUUGAGAACAUGUUUUGAUUAAAUGUGACCAAGGGGCAGCGGAUGCAGUAAAGACCAGGCUGUUCAAUAAUACGCAUGCGUACUGUCAUGUGUUCCGGUUUUGGAAGUUGGCCCACUGGAGGAAAGGUGACGAGUGGUGCAGUCAGUCAGUCACUCAACAACAUCGGACAGGCACCAAGCGAGGAUCCAUACAUCUGCGGGUGUCAAGCUACAACUACAGUGCAUGGUCGACUGAGCAUAUACGAUCUGUACUUUAUAACGCUACGAAAUGGCUAACCAAGUCUCCGGGUCCCCUGCUGAGCGGACGUUUCAGUAUCAGAGCGGUCUACCUUCUUUACCUGUCCCGACCCUGGAAGACAGCCUCGCUAAGUACCUGGAUGCAGUUCGUCCGUUUGCGUCUCCAGAGGAGUACCAGAUCACAGCAGGCAUCGUGGGGAGGUUUGGGGAGGGGAUUGGAAAGGAUCUGCACCAGAAGCUGCUGCUGAGAGCCAAGAUGAAGAGAAACUGGUUGGAGGAGUGGUGGCUGGACUCUGCGUAUCUGGAGCUGAGAAUGCCCUCCCAGCUGAACGUUAACUUCGGAGGCCCGGCGCCGUACCUGGAGCACUGCUGGCCCCCCGCAGAGGGUGCCCAGCUGCACAGGACCAGCAUCACCUUAUGGCACACGCUGCAAUACUGGAACUUGAUCCGGACGGAGAGGCUGCCGACCCAGAAAGCUGGGAGUGUUCCUUAUGAUAUGGACCAAUUCAGAAUGCUGUUCUGUACCUGCAAAGUUCCCGGUGUAGUCAAAGACACCAUCUUAAACUACUUUAAGACCGAGAGUGAAGGGCCGUGUCCCUCCCACGUGGUGGUGAUGUGUCGAGGACGUAUCUUCACCUUCGACGCUCUGUAUGAGGGACACAUCCUUACCCCCCCUGAAAUGCUCCGCCAGCUCAGCCAUGUGAAGCAGAGUUGUGAGGGAGAGGCAGAAGGAGAUGGAGUGUCCGCUCUAACCUCAGAGGAGAGGACGAGCUGGGCCAGGACCCGGGAGUAUCUGAUUGGUUUAGACCCAGUCAAUAAGACCAUCCUGGAGACCAUCCAGAGCAGCCUGUUUGUGAUCUCUCUGGAUGAUUCCAAACCCUACCCUACUGCGGAAAACUAUACCCCGCUGACCCUGCAGACCCUAACUGGUGACCCUACUAGUCGCUGGGGAGACAAGUCCUACAACUUGCUCUGCUUUGCUGACGGAACCUUCGGAUCCCAUUGUGACCAUGCUCCGUUUGACGCCAUGGUGCUGGUGACUCACUGUUACCACCUGGAUCAGCAGAUCAAAGCUACAGACGGCAGGUGGAAGGGCACAGCGCAGGUGAGGCCCAUGGCCCUUCCAGAGGAGCUGGUGUUCACCGUGGACGACAGGGUCAGGAGGGACAUCAAGCACGCCAAACAGCAAUACCUGGAAACUGCAGCCCAGCUGCAGGUGGUGUGUUGUGCCUUCACGUCGUUUGGAAAAGCAGCCAUCAAACAGAGGAAGGUCCACCCAGACACCUUUGUGCAGCUGGCCCUGCAGUUAGCUUACUACAAGCUGCAUGGCAGACCAGGAAGUUGUUAUGAAACAGCCACGACUCGUAGGUUCUACCAUGGAAGAACAGAGACCAUGCGUCCCUGUACCCUGGAGGCACAGCAGUGGUGUCGGGCCAUGCUGAACCCUGCUGUGACUGAUAGUGCCAGAAGGAGAGCGCUGGAGCUGGCCUUCAACAAGCACAACAGCCUGAUGGCUGACGCCCAGAAUGGAAAAGGGUUUGACAGGCAUCUCCUGGGUCUGUAUCUGAUCGCCAGGGAAGAGGGUCUCCCCACUCCUGACCUCUUCACAGAUCCCCUCUAUGCAAAGAGUGGUGGGGGAGGAAACUUUGUGCUGUCCACCAGCCUGGUGGGCUACACCACGGUCAUGGGGGCUGUCGCUCCCAUGGUGCACCAGGGCUACGGCUUCUUCUACCAGAUACGAGACGACAGGAUUCUGGCGUCCUGUACGGCGUGGAAGUCCUUCCCAGAGACGGAUGCUGAGACAAUGUUCCACACUGUGUGUGUCUCCAUGCAUGAGAUCCUGCAGCUGGUCACCACCGCCCAGCUGUGAGUGUCACCCCCCUCGUCACCACCGCUAACCCACACAGUGUCAACACAAGCCAACUACGUCCCCAGAGACAUACAUUCAAACAUACAAACAUUCAGACAUGUCCACAUGGUGACAAACAUGUCCUUAGCUGACCGCUAGUUUUAGUUUGACUAUUACAUUUGAUUGUACACUGCACACAGAGGCAAAGAUUAUAUAGAGCUGGCAAAUAUUUUUCUACACCAUUUUUUCCACUUAAUUACCACAAUGAUUAGUCACAACUAGUAAGUGAUUUUUGGUAAGGUUCUCCAGUUUUUUUUAGAUGACAUCCUGUCAAAAUGUAUGAUGUAUGUAAAAGAUGUAGCUGUUGAAAUGUGUUGUAUUUAUGUAUCGUUAAAAACAAUGUAGCUACCAGUGUGUGUGUGUAGCCUGCUGCUGGCGGGUUAGAUGAGGACAGCAGCUCUUGGGUUAGGGACUGAGGGGGUUAGGGACUGAGGGGGUUAGGGACUGAGGGGGUUAGGGUUAGUAGCACUUUAGUAGCUUCCUGAUGAGGCCUUCGAUUAAGUUUUAUUAAAUGAGACUUUGUGAUAGAAGGAAUAAUGCCGCUGGGUAUAAACGAUUUGUGUCUACGGUAGAUCAAAGAAAAGUCUUGACCAUAAUCGAACUGGUAAUUGAUUGUAUCUCUUCUUGAGCCUUGUAUGGACAUUAUCCAGUCUAUUUUGAUCAAAUUUAAUCACAACUGUAAAAUACAAUACAGUAUAGUACUGUUUUAUAGUACUGAUUUGGUAUUCUGAUCUGAGGAAACUCCUCUGGUAGACAGGCUUUUGAAAGGGCUUCCUUGACUUUAACUGUCUAAUUCCCUCAACCAGGCUGAUAUGACAUGUUUAGCAUGAUUUGAAUGGAAUUUGAUGAAUAGAAUCUGCACUCACAUCAGUCAAAUGGAAAUAAAGAGCCAUUUGGAUUGUGUUUGAAAUCCCUGUACUCACUGUGCUGUAGGGCUCCUCUUGACUGGGAGUGACUGAUGAAUGUUUAGGGUUAGGGUCACAACAUGAUGAAUAUUUAGGUGCCGUGAAUCUGAGGCGUGAUUAAAGACAUGAAACAUGA
This is a messenger RNA of Hypomesus transpacificus, 5210 nucleotides long. RefSeq names its product carnitine O-octanoyltransferase (gene crot). Bases 2292 to 4130 code for a protein of 612 amino acids. Gene Ontology annotation, molecular function: carnitine O-octanoyltransferase activity. The record is from RefSeq and is a predicted model, not a curated record. Lineage: Eukaryota; Metazoa; Chordata; Actinopteri; Osmeriformes; Osmeridae. The transcript has 19 exons. Gene Ontology annotation, cellular component: peroxisome.